AUCGUACAAAAAGAUCACAUGGGUGAUACUGAUAAAGGUAAAAAGAUAUUUCAAAGGGCUUGUGCCCAAUGCCAUACAACAGAAAAAGGCAAUAAACACAAAGUGGGGCCAAAUUUAAAUGGAUUGUUUGGAAGGAAAAGUGGUACCACAGCAGGAUUUACUUUUACCGAUGCCAAUAGAAAUAAAGGUGUAGUUUGGGAUGAAAGCAACUUAGAUGUUUACUUAACUGAUCCAAAGAAAUUUAUACCAGGAACGAAGAUGGUGUUUGCAGGUCUUAAAAAGCCAGAAGAUAGGAAAAACUUAAUUGCUUAUUUGAAAGAUGCUACCAAGUGAUUCAAAUGUAUUUACAUAGAUGUAAUCAUUUAAAUAAAUAAUUCAAUG
This is a messenger RNA of Brassicogethes aeneus, 381 nucleotides long. NCBI's taxonomy places the organism in Eukaryota, Metazoa, Arthropoda, Insecta, Coleoptera, Nitidulidae. The record is from the annotation of a GenBank genome assembly.